AUGGGUGUGAAUGCAGCUUCUGUACUCAAUCGACUUCUUCAGCGCAACACCCACAAGCCUAAAGCUCUACCCACCGACUCCAAAGCCUUAACCACAACAACUGUCCUUACUCACCUCAACGCCGGUCGCCUCCGAAAAGCCGUAUCCAUCCUCUUUGCUUCCCCAGUUCCCUUCCCCUUUUCACUCUAUGCUCGCCUUUUCCAGAUUUGUUCUUCCAAUCUUGCAAUCGUUGAGGCCCGUAAAGUGGAAUCCCACUUGAUUACCUUCUCGCCUGCACCGCCGAUCUUUCUUUUGAACCGUGCGAUUGAAACCUAUGGAAAAUGCGGUUGUUUGGAUGAUGCUAGGGAGCUGUUUGAGGAAAUGCCCCAAAGGGAUGGUGGUUCGUGGAAUGCGAUGAUCACGGCCUAUGCGCAAGGUGGGUGUGCGGAGAAGGCCUUGUGGUUGUUCUUGAGGAUGAAUAGAUUGGGGAUUUGGGCUAAUGAGAUCACGUUUGCUAGUGUUCUUGGAUCUUGUGCUACAGUAUUGGCACUGUUUCUUUCGAAACAGAUUCAUGGGCUUAUCGUGAAAUAUGGUUUUUGCUGGAACGUAAUUUUGGGGAGUUCUCUGGUUGAUAUAUAUGGGAAAUGUCGGGUUAUGAGUGAUGCACGUAGAAUGUUUGAUGAAAUUGAGAAUCCAAAUGCCAUUUCCUGGAAUGUGAUUGUCAGGCGGUAUCUUGAGAUGGGUAAUGAAAAGGAAGCAGUUGUUAUGUUUUUUAAGAUGAUCCGAGCAAACAUUAGGCCAUUGAAUUUUACAUUCUCCAAUGCUCUUAUUGCUUGUUCUAGUAUAUCUGCACUCCAGGAGGGGAUUCAGAUUCAUGGAGUUGCAAUUAGGAUUGGUUAUGACGAGGAUGAGGUGGUUUCUAGCUCUCUUAUUGAUAUGUAUGCAAAAUGUGGGGGUUUGGAGAGCGCUUGUAGGAUUUUUGAACUGCCCAGUUCAAAAAAUUUGAUCUCCUGGACUUCAAUUGUGUCGGGGUAUGCAAUGAGUGGGCAAACAAGAGAGGCAAGAGUGCUCUUCGAUGAGAUGCCAGAAAGGAGUGUAAUCUCAUGGAAUGCAAUGUUAGCAGGGUAUACACAUUUCUGCCAAUGGGAAGAGGCUUUGGAAUUUGUUUUUCUGAUGCGCAAAGCAACUCAAGACAUUGACCAUGUCACUGUUGGGUUAAUCCUAAAUGUGUGUGCUGGUCUUUCAGAUGUUGAAUUGGGAAAACAGGUUCAUGGGUUUAUCUAUAGGCAUGGUCUCUAUUCCAAUCUCUUUGUUGGCAAUGCACUUCUUCACAUGUAUGGGAAAUGUGGGAACUUGAGAAGCACAAGACUUUGGUUCUACCAGAUGAGUCAUUGGCGAGAUAGGAUUUCUUGGAAUGCUCUAUUGACUAGCCAUGCUCGCCAUGGCUUGAGUGAAGAAGCUAUGACAAUUUUUGGGGAGAUGCAAUGGGAGACAACGCCAUCUAAAUUUACGCUUGGUACACUUUUGUCAGCUUGUGCAAAUAUUUUUGCGCUUGAGCAAGGUAAACAAAUCCAUGGGUUUAUGAUUAGAAAUGGUUAUGAGAUAGAUGUUGUUGCCAGAGGAGCUUUGGUAGACAUGUAUUCCAAAUGUCGAUGUCUUGAAUAUGCCCUCAAGGUUUUUAAAGAGGCUCCUUCACGGGAUUUGAUUCUUUGGAACUCCAUGAUUUUGGGAUGUUGUCACAAUGGAAGGGGUAGAGACGUACUUGGACUGUUUGGAUUGAUGGAGGAAGAAGGGGUUAAGCCUGACCACAUCACCUUUCAGGGUAUUUUGCUUGGUUGUAUUUGUGAGGGUCUUGCUGAGUUAGGUACUGAGUAUUUUAAUUCAAUGAGCAACAAGUACUGUAUCAUACCUCGAUUGGAGCAUUAUGAGUCCAUGAUUGAACUGUAUGGUAGGCAUGGGUUCAUGGAUGAGCUUGAGGAUUUCAUUAAGAGGAUGCCAUUUGAGCCCACUGUUGCAAUGUUGACAAGAGUCUUCAAUGCUUGCAGUGAACAUGGUCACUCAAGGUUGGGAAAAUGGGCUGCCGAACAACUAAAUGAAUUGAAUCCUUCAACUCCAUUUCAUUUUCAAAUUUUGGACAGAAGCAGAGUGGGCAAGUAGUAAUAAUCCGAACCACAAAUUGGAGGGAAUUAUAUUCACAGCUUCUGACCAUGCAAGAUGACAGAAGCUUGGGUCAAGCUUUGUAUUCUAAUGUCAUGUGCUGAGCUGCUUGCUGGAUGCCAGUGUUGGUAGUUAUUCAUGACCUCGAGAAUGGGAGUCUGGAUAUUUUACUCUAGAACCGUCUGUCAAUUCAUGUUGAUCUAUACAUGGGAGGACAUUUUGAGUUUUUGAUCUGUACAUGAAAGGAGUCAUCAGAUAGAGCUCCAAAGAAGCAUAUUGGUUCCUACAUCAAAUAAGUGCAAGCUAGAGCUCCAACAAAAAAGGAAGAUUUUUUGGAAAAACUUUACUGUACUGUCCCCUGUAAGAGUACUUAAACUGCUACAGGAGGAAGUUGGCUUCAGACAGUCAUAACCAAUCCUACAAAGGUGCCCAUCUACAGGUAUAUGUUAUGCACGUGGUGGAGUUAAAUUAUCUUUUAACUUGUUAGGCAGAGGUCAGAUGGACUCUCUGUAGGACUCAUUAUUUCCGAUUACCCUCGCGUUUCCUUCAAAUUAAUGUACAUUUUUGUUGAUCGAGAAAGAAGACAAGAUGGUUUCAUUGA
Messenger RNA from Vitis riparia (riverbank grape), 2737 nucleotides. RefSeq names its product pentatricopeptide repeat-containing protein At3g26540. Gene Ontology annotation, molecular function: RNA binding; protein binding. The transcript has a single exon. NCBI's taxonomy places the organism in Eukaryota, Viridiplantae, Streptophyta, Magnoliopsida, Vitales, Vitaceae. The record is from RefSeq and is a predicted model, not a curated record. The coding region runs from base 1 to 2136 and encodes 711 amino acids. Gene Ontology annotation, biological process: RNA modification.